AUGAGUUUGAAUAAUAAUAAUAUAGUAGAUUUAGUAAAAAAAAAGAAGGAAAUAAUUAAAGAGAAAAAAAAACAAAGUAAGUCUCAUAAUUCUAUAUCUACAAAAUCAAAUGAUAGUGAAAAUAAAAAUGAAUUGAAUAAAAAUACAUUAAUUAAUAAUUUUGUAACCUCACAAAAAUUAUUAAAAGAUUUACAAAAAAGAGACAACAUAUCGUUAGAUACAUCUUUAUAUCUUUUCAAUGUUGAGAUUGAUAAAAUUCAAAAAAUAACAAAAUGUGAUAAAUGGAAAAAUGUCCCAUAUAUUUAUCAAAAAUCAGCUACUGAAAUAUUAUUACGAAAAAAUGAAUAUAUAAAUGAAUUAAAUAAAAAAUAUAAAAAAAAUAUGGAUAAAAAAGUUAAUCAAAAUAAUGUAAUUACAAAAAGAUAUAGUAGUAAUGUAAGUACUCAACGAAAUUGUAAUAAAAAAGUUUCAUUACGAUCUCAAACUGUAGCCCAACCUGUUCAUAAACAUUUAGAAAAUUCUACUAAACAAAAAAGUGUGAGUAAUACUAGGGAAAAUAAUUAUUUAAAAAAAAAGAAUAAUGACGUUUUUGAUAAGUUAGGUAAAAAAGGUAGUCACACUAAUGCAACCAAUUUAAAAAAUAACAAUAAUAAUGCUCACUCAAACAUUGACAAAAACAUUGAUGAAAAUAUGAAUAAGCAUGGUAACUGUCUUUUUCGUUGUAGUGGAAAUUAUUCUGCCUCUCCAAAUAUUGUGACCCAAGAAAAGGACGAGAAAGAAAACAAAAUUAAAAAUAUAAAGAAUUAUAAAGGAAUGUUUUAUGAAAAUCCAAAAGGUUCAAAAAAAAAUGAUUACUAUUAUUAUGACAACAAUAAGUCGGGUUUGCGUCCUAGAGCUACUUCCGCUUUUGGCAGUGGUUUAGAAAAAGAACAAAUUGAAAAAAGAAUGGAAUCAAUUCAAAACAUAAAUGAACGUAACUCUAUUUGGUGUUCCUAUGCAUCUAAGGAUUUAAACAAUUCUUCCAAAGAUGAUGAAAAUAAUAGAAAUCAAAAAUAUAUUUCCAACUAUUUAUGUUAUAAUAAUGGUGAACAGGAUAAUGUUAUUCUAAAACCUGUUGAUCAAGAAGUCAAUGACGUACAAACAAAAUGGCCAGAAAUAAGCUGCUCUUAUUUUAAAGGAAACAAUUUUGAUGAAAAUCCAAAUGAAUGCGAAAAUAAAUCGAUCGGAAUCGAAUCAGGUGUGGGGGCAAAAAAAACGAUCCCUAAUUUCGAACGACACACUGUUUCAUCUUUUAUAAAAAAUUUAAGUGUACAAAAAGAAAUGUUAGAAAAAAAACAAAAAAAACAAGUUAAAGAAAAUUUGAAAAGAAUGCCUACUAGCCAAAUUGUAGAAAAUUCAAAAAAAACAUAUUCUUCAUAUGAUAAAACAACACAAGAUAAUUUGAAAAAUCUUGUAAAGUCUCAAAAAAAAAAUGAUAAAAAUAAAAUGAAGGAUGGUAGUUUUGAACAAGUAUGGAAUACAGUUUUAAAAAAACAAGAUACAUUAAAUAGUGUCAAAAAUAAAUCACCUAAUAAUAAAUAUGAUUUAUAUCAUAUAGCACCAUUUAAUGAUAAUUAUUCAUGGGUUAAAAAUUUAAGAAAUUAUAGUUCCCCUGCUAAAUUCAAAAAUGCUGAAAAACAAAAAGAGGAAAAAAAAAUUAGUUCCCCAAUGAAGGUAAAGAAAGUUAAAAAAAAUGAGAUUGAAGAAAAGGUUGCAACAAAGGGGAAGGAACAAAACAAAUUGGAAGCAGAUGUAGACCUGCCAAAUGAUUCCCUAAAUUGUGAAGAGAACCCUGUAGAGGAAGAGAACAAUCUUAAAAUUAAAGAAAGUAACUGUUUUUAUAAUAAUUACAUUUUUUGUGGUGGUGAAGAACCAAAUGAAAAUAGUGAAAUAGGACAAGAGAAUGAUAAUGAAGAGGUUGAUGAAGUAAAUAAACAUAAUAUGAAACAAUAUAUUAGUGUAAUUGAAAAUGUUAAAAAUAAUUUGAAGGAAGAAGAUAAAAAUCCGUUAGAAAAAUUUAAUGAAAGAAAAAGUAAUCAUAAUUUUGAAACAUAUGAAUAUGUAAAAAAUGAUGAAAAUGGAAAAAAUAAUAAAACUUUUGAAAUUUUAAUAACCCCUCAAAAAAAUAUAGACAACAAGAAUAAAAUGGCUACAUCUAAAUAUGCUAUUAAAAAUAGAGUGGUACCAACUCCUAAAAAAUCAAUGAGUAAUAUGUCUAAUAAUUUAUUUGGCUACCAAAAAUAUUUUCAACCCAAUUUAAAUGAAAAAAAAGUAAGCAAUAAAUAUUUUACACCAUCUUUUCAAAUUGUAUCUCCUUUAAAAAGUUCGAAUAAUAAUCAAACAAUGAGUUUUCAAAAAAGUAAUACAAAUAUAAAUGCUCAAAAUAGUUUAGAAACAAAUGCACCAAUUGAAAGCAAACUUAUGUGCAAUUCUUGUCAUACCUCCUCUAAUAUAAAAAAUGUUGAAUCCUUAAAUAGUUUUGAUGAACAGGCAGAUAAAAUAAUUUACAAUAAAAGUUUGACCACUUCAAAAGAAUUAAACACGCAGAGAAGUGGUAUAUCCAACUCUUCAAGAGGUUCUAAAAAAUGUAACGAAGAAAAUGUAAACAAAUCAAAUGGUAAUUUUAUGUUUUUUUGUAAAAACACAAAUGUAUUAGAAAACGAAAACAGUAUUAACAACGAAAUAUAUCAUGUUGAUUCUAUUAAUAAUAUAAAUUCAGAUGCAUAUGCAGAAUUGGAUCAAAAUUAUUCAUGCUAUAAAACCUUAUGUGUAUAUAAUAAAUUUUUGAAUAAGAAUAAUGAGCAUGAGCCAGUCAACACUUUAGAAGAAGCUAAAAAAAUAGAACAAAAUAUUUUAGAAAAAAAAAAAUCAGAACAUUUUUGUCUUAGCAAUGGACUAAAAUUAGUAACAAAGAAUUCAGAAGAAAAUAUUGGAAAACCUAUAACAGAUUCCAACAUAAAUUCUCAUUCCUUUUCCAUGGAUACAAAACAACAAAACGAGCAAGCCAUUGAAAAGAAUAUCUCGAUGAAUAGUAUUGAUAUGGUAAAUGAACAAAAUGGUGUAGGCUGUUUUAACAUUGGAUGUUCCUAUAAUUCAGCUAGCAAAUCAAAUAACGAGGUUGAAAUUAAAAAAGAAAUAUCAGAACCCAUAGAAAAUUAUAGAAUCAAUGAUACCAAUGUAGAUGCAAAAAUGGAAAUUGACAAAGAUGAUAAUAAUGGCGGAUGCUAUUUUAAUUUGUGUAAAAGUAAGGGAGUAAAUUCCCAAGAAUAUUUUAUGAAAUCUUUUGAAAAUUUAAAAAGUUUAGAUGCAGAAAAUUGUGAGAAACGUAAAACAGUUUCUAUAAUUGAUAAUAAUAAUAAUAAUAAUGAUAAAAUAUUCGAAUUUGAAAAUAAAAAUAUUUCAAAUGAUAGGAAACAAACAUAUUUACAAGAUUCAAAUGAUGAAGAUAUAAAUUUAUUAAAAAGAAAAGAAACAUAUAAUCAUGCAGAUACAAUAGUAGAACGAAAACAGACAUACAAUUUAAAUUCUAUGGAUAAUAAAAAUGAAAAUAAUUUAAAUAAAAAAAUGAGUCAAGAAUAUGUAUAUAUAAAUAAAGUUCCCUCUUCUCAUAAUUAUGAAGUUAAAGGAAUGAAAGAAAGUAUUAUGAAUAGUAAAAGAGCAACUACAUAUAGUUUUCCUGUUUUAAAAGAAAAUUCAAAGAAUGAAGAAGUUAAUAGCAAUUUGGUUGAUGAUUUUGUUUUUAUAAAAAAUAAGAUUGCUAUACCUAAAUUAAAAUUAGACCAAAUGAAAAAUAAAAAUAGUCAUCAUUUUGAUAUUCCAAAUUAUGAAAUUAAAAAUAUUGGAUAUCCUUCAGUAGUACAAUGUAAUAAGGUUCGUCUAAUUCCUUUCAUACCACCAACUGAUAAUAAUACAAAUUUUAAUAGUAUGGCUAGUUUUUCUAAAAACAAACACCCAGAAUUAUUGAAAAUAGAAAGUAACUAUUUAUCUAGUUUAAAUCCUCAUAAAGUUAAUCGUAGUCAUACAUUUAGUAAUAAUAAAAUUAAUGAAAUAAUUGUCAAAAAUAAUAAUAUGUUAUCUUCCAAUCCUAAAAAGUUAAGUACAACAUCUUCAUGUUCAAGAUCUCAUACAUUUAAUUUAAAUCAAAGAAUGUCAAAUAAUAAUAUAGCUACAAAUUUAACUAGCGAAAAAUGUGGAAAUCAUUCCAAUGCCUUUUGUUCAGAAUCGAUCAUAAGUAAUGUAUUUCCUGUUUUUAGAAAAACUGUAAGCAAAUCGAAUAUAAAAUAUGGUAGUAAAUCAAAAUUACAUGAAUAUCAAUCUAAAACCUCAUUUCAAAAUUUAAAAAAUAAUAAUGUGAUUCCCAAUUUUUCUAGUGAAAAUAUUAAUUCUCAAUCGGUUGAAUUGAAAAUAAAUGAUUCUAUUAAUUGCAUGAACCCAUGCAUCUGUCAAAAUGUACCCAAAAGUGAAUUGACAAAUGAUAGCCAUUUAGAUUCAGGAUACAUAAACAUAGAAUCACAUAAUCUUAUAGCUAAUUCUAAAUGUGACAAACAAAAUAAAAGCUUUGAAGAUGUAAGUAAAAAGAUGGAAGAGAAAAAAAAUAGUACCCCCAAAAAACAAUCAUAUAAAGAUAUGAUUUUGAGUUUUUUUGGAAUCAAAAAAAAAGAUGACACUCCUAAUAAUUGUCAAAACAAUGGAAAUAUGAACGUGCCCAAAUUGUAUAAUACAAAAAGUUUAGGAAGAGUAGACUCAUUUCAUAGGAUUUCUAAAAAUAGUUCAAAUAAAAAUUCAAACGAUCUAAUGACAAAACAAUCAACCUAUUCUUUUCCACAAAAAUCUUUUACUCGAAACAAUAUGAAUAAGCAGAUUAUAAACAAAACUGAAAUUCAAGGCCCAUCUUCAAUACAUAAUAAUAAUUCAAACCUUCCUACUAAUAAAAUAAAUUCGACGUUCGUUUUUUCAAACUAUGUAAAUAAUGCCCCUAUGAGCAUAAAUACUAAAACAAAUGCAAAUACAAAAACACAUAGUUUGUCUUUUUUUGAAUUAAAAAAUAACAAACCCUCCUGUACAUUUGAAUCAAUGAGCAAAGUUAAUUCAAACUCGAUUAAUAAUAGCAAUUUUUUAUGUAAAAAUUUGAAUAAACACAAUGAUAAAAUAGUUUCUAAAAUUGAAAACAAUAAUAUCAUAUCUAGUAUUCCAAAAGUUUCCUCUGAUUUAGCAACUCCUCUUAAUAUGAAUUGUUCAGAAAAAAUAUCUACAAUUGGAUCGAAUAAAUCUGAAUUAAACAAAUCUAUUUUUAAUGAAAAUAUGAACAAUUUUAAAACUUAUAAUAAUUGUUUAAAAGAAGUAGGAAAUAUAAAAAACGAAAAUUCAAAUUCAAUACAUAUUAAAGAAAGCCCGUUGAUUGAAUCUCCAUUUAAAGAUAUACUCUCUUCAGAAAGGAUUCUCCAAAAUAGCUUUAAAAAUAAUCUUCCAAAUAAACCUAUCUCUAUUCCAAAUAUAGAUAUACAUAAAUUUUUUGGAAAUAGAACCACAGAAUCAAAUCUAGUAGAUGCACAAAAUGGUAACAUAGAUGUAAAGUCUAAUAUUACAGAAAAUAAAAGCAUAAAUAAUGAAAAUUUAGAAAUAAAAAAACAAAAUAUAGAUACAUCUUCUAAUUUUAAGGAAGACACAAAUAACAAAUGCUAUAAUACUUAUCAUCAAAAAAAUUUUCAAAUUAUUCCAUUUGAUAAAUCGGAUAAAAAAAUAAUUGUAAAAGAAGUAGAACCCGAAAAUAAACAACCCCUUAAUCAUAAUUAUACGAAUCUAUUUAUAUCUAAGAGUACAAUAGAUAUUUUAAAUAAAAAAAUUAAUAAUGUUAUUUAUAAUCCACAUUCUAUAAAUAUGAAAUUUAAUCCAUACGAUAAUAUGAAUCAACAAAAUACAGAUCUAAAUAAUGUUAUUCUUAAACCAAAUAUUUCUAUGGAUUCUAAAAAUUCGACAACAUCUACAUUACAACAACAUAUCCAUUUAUCUAACAUAAAUCAAGGACAUUCAUAUCAGACGAAUAAUACCCAAAACGAGAUUCCAAAAAAAGAUGAACCCCUUCCAAUCGUUCCUGUUCUCUCCAAUGAAAACAAAGUGAUGCAAGAGGGAGAAGAAGAAGUAGAUGCAAAUAGCGAAAUAGAUGCAGAAAAGGAAGAGGAAAAUGAAGAGGAAAAAGAAGAAGAAGAAGAAGAAGAAGAAGAAGAGGAGGAGGAAGAUGAUGACGAAAAUGAAGAUGAGGAAGGAGAAGAUGACGAUGAGAAUGAUGAAGAAGAAGGAGGAGAUGGUGACGAAAAUGGGGAAGAAGAAGGAGAAGAGGAGGAUGACGAUUACCAGGAAGAAGAUGAAGAUGGGGACGAAGAAGAGAAAGAUGACGAUUACGAAGGAGACGAAGAUGAUGGAGAGGAUUACGAAGAAGAGGGAGAUGGAGAUGAUUACGAGGAAGAAGGAGGAGAAGAAGGUGAUGAUUAUGAGGAAGAUUAUGAAGAGGGAGAUGAAGGUGAGGAUUACGAGGAGGAAGAAGAUGGCGAGGAUUACGAAGAAGCCGAGGAAUAUGAAGAAGAAGGAGAAGACGAGGAAUAUGAGGAGGAAUAUGAAGAUGGAGAAGAAGAUGAGGAAUAUGAGGAGGAAUAUGAAGAGGGAGAAGAAGUUGAAGAAUAUGAGGAGGAAGAUAAAGAUGAGGAAUAUGAAGAGGAAAGCGACACCCAUUUGUUAUCCCCACCCUCAGUGUCUAAUGAAGAUAUAGACAAAAGUAAAGAUGAUGAGUAUAAUCCUGAGAAAUAUAUGAAAAAGUUUUCACAUUUUAACAGUUUGAGUGUUAAAAAUGAUAAAUAUAAAAAAAUGGAAUCAUCAAAUGAUAUAUUUGUUUUAUCUCCAAGCAAUUUAAGUAAUAUUCCGAAUAAGAAUAUAUUAAGUGUAUACCCUCCAAGUACUUCUUCAAGUUUUAAUAUAAAUAUGUUUGAAAAAAAAAGAAACAGCAUUAGUGCAUUGAUAUCAAAGAGUAUGAAUAGUAACGAAGAAAGGAAUGAAGGAAUAUAUAAAAAUCGUGAAAAUAUUUAUGGUGAGCAAGAUAAAAAAAUUCCAAUGACUAUUUUAAGAAAUGAUAGAGAUUCAACAUUUAGUAAUAAUAAUAAUUCGUAUAAAUUUUUUGAUGAAAUUGCAAAACAAGUAGAAUAUGAAAAAAAAAAUAAUGAACAACUAAAAAAAAAAUUAAAAGAACAGAUAAAUAUGCAAAGAAGUUUAUCCAAACUUAGAGAACAACAAUAUGCACAACUUCAAUUCCUUAAGCAUAAAGAUGUGUAUAAUAUGAAUGGAAAUAUGUAUGCUUAA
Messenger RNA from Plasmodium vinckei vinckei, 7386 nucleotides. Its product is annotated as conserved Plasmodium protein, unknown function. Bases 1 to 7386 code for a protein of 2461 amino acids. The transcript has a single exon. The record is from RefSeq and is a predicted model, not a curated record. NCBI's taxonomy places the organism in Eukaryota, Apicomplexa, Aconoidasida, Haemosporida, Plasmodiidae.